Messenger RNA from Zasmidium cellare ATCC 36951, 684 nucleotides. RefSeq lists its product as uncharacterized. Lineage: Eukaryota; Fungi; Ascomycota; Dothideomycetes; Mycosphaerellales; Mycosphaerellaceae. The transcript is spliced from 3 exons. The record is from RefSeq and is a predicted model, not a curated record. Bases 1 to 684 code for a protein of 227 amino acids.
AUGGACGCAGACCACCGCCGCGCCAGCCUCGCGCGCUCCCUCAUAGUCCUCCAACACCGCUACCUCAUCAUGUUCAUCAAGCCCAUCAUCCGCCAAGUCCGCGAGCUCGUCCUCGCCAGCGCUCGACAAAGCCCAGUAGAGUACCUCGACCGGAUCCUGGAAGCAGCACGCACCAUCGCAAACAACCAGCAACGACCAGCCACGGCUCGCAUCUUUGCGUUGCUGAAAUUGUGGGCAUGGCGCGACUGGAUGAUCAGAACACAGCUCAUCUGGGCCGUGGUGUUUGACCAUCCACUUCUGCAGCAAGACUUCAACGAGGGGCUCGUUUUCUUGAUCGAAAGCAUUGGUCCGCUAUACCAGCCCUGGAGGGCGAAGCGCAGUUCGCAUCAUACCAGAGUCCAGCCGUGGGAGCCAAAGGCAAGGUUCCAGAAGCUGGUGCCCUUCAAGCCAGACUACAAGCCGGAGAACAUUUUCAGCAAAGUCAAGGAGACAGGCAACUUCACCGGCCAAAACAACCUCGAAUGGAGCGAGAGUCUUUGCGAUUUCGUGACAGUUCGAGACGGACGCUCGCCGAACCACUGGUCUCCAUUCACCAAGAAUGCCACCGCUCGCCGUUCCCACUCCACCAGCGAGCAUCAACAGCUUUCGCAAGUCUCGAAUGCGCUGGGAGUCCAGACUUGGUAG